Eurytemora carolleeae is the source of this 1472-nucleotide messenger RNA. RefSeq names its product zinc finger protein 45. NCBI's taxonomy places the organism in Eukaryota, Metazoa, Arthropoda, Copepoda, Calanoida, Temoridae. The record is from RefSeq and is a predicted model, not a curated record. Gene Ontology annotation, biological process: regulation of transcription by RNA polymerase II. Gene Ontology annotation, cellular component: chromosome. Gene Ontology annotation, molecular function: chromatin insulator sequence binding.
GUCCGAAACCUUGUGAUGAAUGUGACCGUGUCUUGUCCAAUGCAAAAGCUCUCAAAAGACACAAACUGUUAAAACAUGACACAAAUGGUGGAGGGAAGUGUGAUCAAUGUGGCUUUAUUGGAAGGAAUAAAAGAGCUUCAAAGUAUCAUAUGAAUAACUGUCAUUCAGGAAUACAUUUUAUGUGUGAUCAGUGCAAAUAUGUUGGUAAAUCAAAAGAGCGUUUGAAGGCGCACAUAAGGGGAGCCCAUGACGGUCAAACAUUCAUGUGUGACAAGUGUGAAUAUGUUACAAAUUGGUCAAGCAGACUGAAUAAACACAUCAAAUUUAAACACAAUGGAGUUAACUUUCCUUGUGAUCAGUGUAACUAUGUUGCAGAAAAUAUGGCCCAUCUCAAAGUUCACAAAACUACUCAACACGAACCACCCACAUAUUUUUGUGAGUUGUGUGAUUAUGCUGCAACACUUCCAAGGCUAUUACAAGCUCAUAUUGAAAGUGCCCAUGAGAAGAUAAGAUAUCCUUGUAACCUGUGUGAUCAUGCAUCAACCUCUGCAAGUAAUCUGCGACAACAUAAAAGACGUGUUCAUAAAAUGAAACCUGAAGAAACCUUUGAAGAAACAAAUCCUAUUAAAAUGGAUGAAGGCAUAACUAAUCAAAACUCCUUGCUUGACAGUCCUAGUCCUCCAGUUGAUGAAGAACUACUUCAACAAGAUGCAGCAUUCAUUUCUUUGAUUGAAGAACCAAUUUGUUUAAUUAAUGUGAAGGAAGAAGACAAUUCAAAAUAUGCAGAUUCUCUUGAAGAUGGUUAUCAAUGUGAAUUAUGUAACUAUAAAGGAGCUUCUCUAUGCAAGUUCAAGCUUCAUAACUCUAGAACACAUGAAAGAAAAGAUGAAGGUUCUUGUAAUUCUUGUGACAAUUGUGAAUAUGUAGCAUCAAGCGAAGCAGGUUUAAGUCGACACAUAAGCAUGAAGCAUAACGAUCUUUUAAAGACUGUUCAUCGCUGUGAACCUUGUAACAUCUCAUAUAAAGACAGAAAUGGUUUAAGAAGACAUCAGAGAGAAAUUCAUUUACAGUUGAAAUAUUCUUGUAAUUUCUGCAAUCAUCUUGGAACUAAAGAAAAAUUUACAAAUUAUCUUAAGAAAUCUCACCUUGACAAAAAUCUAUCUGUUGAAGAAUGUGGAACUAUCAUGGAAACAUGUGCAUACUAGGUGAAAGGUCGGAAGUCAAAGAACCGGCCAUGUAAGCAACGUGAUUUUAUAGCAGAUUCUUAUUCAACAAUUAGGAAACACAUGCGUAAGUUUCAUUUUACUGAGGCAAAAUGUGAUCAGUGUGAUUAUGUUGGAAAAUCAGAUUCACUACUAAAGAUUCAUCAAAAGAAAUGGCAUUCAGGAGUUCAAUUUCUUUGUGAUCAGUGUAGUUAUGUUGGGAAAUCAAAAGCACUUCUGAUGUCACAUGUUAAGGGAAUUCAUGACACC